Messenger RNA from Myotis daubentonii (Daubenton's bat), 1277 nucleotides. Its product is annotated as nuclear body protein SP140-like protein. Gene Ontology annotation, biological process: regulation of transcription by RNA polymerase II. Gene Ontology annotation, molecular function: DNA-binding transcription factor activity, RNA polymerase II-specific. The record is from RefSeq and is a predicted model, not a curated record. Gene Ontology annotation, cellular component: nucleus. NCBI's taxonomy places the organism in Eukaryota, Metazoa, Chordata, Mammalia, Chiroptera, Vespertilionidae.
CAGGGUGAGUUCACUCACUUCUUGCUCAGGGCUUUGCAGCCACAGUGAGCCUUGGCUGGGGAGACUGGAAGGAUCAGAGGUCCAGGCAAGACCCAGGGCAGGACGAUGGCCAGUGGCAGCAGCGACCUCAGCACCAGGAUGUCUGAAGAAGAAAAGCGUAUCUAUGACAUUGCUCUCUGCCACUUCAAAACACAGAAAGUCAAAAUUUCAAAUAUAAUAAAAGUAUCAUUUCCUUUCCUUGAACUUCUCCGUGACUAUGGAUUCAUCAGCAAUGAAAUAUAUGAAAAGUCUAAGGAAUCUUUUAAAACACCGGGUUCGGAACAGAAAACCAUAAUUGAUGUUCUCAAUGAAGUGGAGAAGACAUUUAACCUGUCCCUUCUGGAAGCAUUGUUCAGCGAGGACAUCAUGGACACCUACCCUGGUUUAAAUGAUAUUUAUAAAACCUUCAAAAAAGUGAUACCAAACAUAGAACAGUUCCUUAAAAGUGAUGGAGAAGAAAAUGAGGAGAGGCCUGAUAUCCAACAGAGCCUUGAACAAGAGGUCGACAGUGAGGACUCCAGAGAAUCCAGUGAUGGAGAUGAGCCCUCCGAAGCUUUAAGGCAGAAUCAGUUGGUUCACAGCUCAGGGAGAAACACACAACUGUCCGUGCAGGCUCUUACAAAGGCAAUGAGUUCCAGAUUCCCACAACGCUGGUCUUCAGGGUCUCACUGGGGAUACAGACAUUGUUUUAUCUUCCAGCUGGAAAAUGCAGAGAAAUGCAAGAUCUGUGGAGAUGAAGGAAAGCUCUUCAACUGCAGCUGGUGUUUCAGCUUCUUCCAUGAGGACUGUCACAUCCCUCCUGUGGAAUCUAAGAGGUUCCAUUGGAAAUGUACAUUCUGCACAAUACAAGUGUCUUCAAGAAGUCAGCAGUGUUAUAGUGAAUCUGGUCUGGAGAGACAGAUGGGGCCGGAAGAGAAGUCAAAAUGUGAAUUCCUACUCCUAAAGGUCUAUUACCAUUUAGAGAGCAAAAUUUUUCUGAAUAUUCCACACGAACAUUAUGUUCAAAAGGCUUCUCAAUGCCUAGAGGAACUUAGGACAUUGGACGAAAUCAAGAAGAGUUUAAUUGAGAGAUGUUACCUCCAAGUGGAGGAGUUUGUGUUGGACAUGGAUCGAAUUUUUGAGGACCCCAGGAUAAUUGGCUCUCCCUGCUUCCAUUUCAUUUUCUUUCCAUUAAGUCACUCUGCCAACAUUUCCUGGUGCUAGGAAAUUUUAGAGUUUCCCUCAUCCUAUGGCAAGCC